This is a messenger RNA of Anopheles cruzii, 1257 nucleotides long. Its product is annotated as translation initiation factor IF-2. The transcript is spliced from 6 exons. Bases 470 to 1039 code for a protein of 189 amino acids. The record is from RefSeq and is a predicted model, not a curated record. Lineage: Eukaryota; Metazoa; Arthropoda; Insecta; Diptera; Culicidae.
GUAAAUGCUCGGACCGUUGAGACGCAUUUUCAAAACCGUACUCGCGAGAAGCGCUACAUCAUCCCCAACCAGAAGCUGAAAAACCAGUUUGGGUCCAAGACCAACACACACGACGCCGUACUGUAUCUGUGCGACAGUUUGUGGUGCCGAAGAAGAGGAGAGAAAAAAGAUAGGACGACGCCAUUAGACCCCCCUGUGUCCCCGUGCCACCGUGCCCACGUGCAUCGUUUGCGUGUGUGUUUGUGCUCGGUGCGUUUGUUGCGGCGCAGAAAAAAGGGAACGCGCGAGUGAGGGAUCCGCGUGUGUGCGGCGAAGUUGCAGUUGGCGAAAAAAAGGCAGCAAGCGCAGCUGCUCUCGAGAAGUGCCCCUGUUUUUCCGCGGUCCCGCGUGCCCCGUGCGAGAGCCGGUUCAAGGCCAACGUUUUCCACGCCUCCACCCCGCGCCAGUCACCAGAAGUGCCGGCCAGAAAAUGUUCAGCGGAAUCACCGGAGGAGCCAAAUCGUCGUUGAAGAACCUCGGCAGCAAGGCGGAGGGUCUGUUCGACAAGAAGAAGAAGGAAGCCCAGGAUCUGACGAACGAGAAGGUGCAGGCGGCCUCCAGCAUGGCCGAGGACCAGGCCAAGAAGACGCAGGAAGCGUUCACCAAGACCAAGGGCGAGGCCGAGGCACUCGCUUCGUCGGCCGCCGGUGAAAUCGAUGCCACGAAGCAGCAGGCAUCAGCCGCUGCGGAGACCGGCGCCCAGGCGGCCGGAACUCUGAUGGACCAAGCGAAACAGGCGGCCGAGAAUGCGAUCCAGCAGAGCGCCGUCGUCGUGGAGAAGGCGGUCGAGGAGCAGAUGAAGGUGGCCGAGGAGAAGGUGGACGAAGGGAUGAAGCUGGCCAGUGCCGAAGUCGACCGGAAGCUGCAGGAAGCGAACCGGUUCGCCGACGAGAAGCGUGGCGAGCUGGAGCAGAAAGUAACCGAAGUAACGGCAAAGGCACAGGACACUGCCGCUACCGGUGCUGCCGGGCUGCUUGGCAAGCUGAAUCUCGGAAAGUAAACGGCCACAACGUGUCCCACGGAGCGACAACGGAACUCGUCGAAACGAAUCUCCGGAAGUAAUCCUGUAGCACCUUAAGAUAUAUGCUCUUUGCACACAGAUUUGCGCGUCGGCAGCAGCAGCAGCAGCUUCGUUGCGUCGUUGUUAGCCAAGCAACGUGAUGAUAUUAAGCUUUUUGGAAGAUAUUUUUUAAAAUAAAACCCAUUACUAUUAAUGUG